UCACAAAACCAUCAACCUAGCACACAGCAACUUGCUUUACAUUGCUGCAAACAUGGGCCUCGUGCACGCACUCCUCCCCUUCGCAGCAGCAGCAGCAUUGCUGCUCCUCGCCGCGCCGCCGCCGGCGACGGCCGACGACCCGGGCCUCGCCGUCUACUGGGGCCGCCACAAGGAGGAGGGCUCACUGAGAGAGGCCUGCGACACCGGCCGCUACACCACCGUCAUCAUCACCUUCUACAACGCCUUCGGCCACGGCCGCUACUCCCUCGACAUCUCCGGCCACCCGCUCGCCGCCGUCGGCGCCGACAUCAAGCACUGCCAGUCCAGGGGCAUCACCGUGCUCCUCUCAAUCGGCGGCCAGGGCGGCGCCUACUCCCUCCCCACCAACGCCUCCGCCGCCGACGUCGCCGACAACCUCUGGAACGCCUACCUCGGCGGCCACCGCGCCGGGGUGGCGCGCCCCUUCGGCGACGACGCGGCGGUGGACGGCAUCGACUUCUUCAUCGACCAGGGCGGCGCCGACCACUACGACGACCUCGCCCGGCGGCUCGACGGCUACAACAAGUACUACCGGGGCAGGGUCGGCGUGCUCUUGACGGCGACGACGAGGUGCUCGUACCCGGACCACCGGCUGGAGAAGGCGCUGGCGACGGGGGUGUUCGCGCGCAUCCAUGUGAGGAUGUUCGGUGACGAGCAGUGCACCAUGUCGCCGAGGUACUCGUGGGAGAAGUGGGCGGCGGCGUUCCCCGGCAGCAAGGUGUACAUCGGGCUGGUGGCGUCGCCGGAGCAGGACAGCGCGUGGAUGUUUCAGAAGGAUCUCUACUACGAGAUGCUGCAGUUCGUCAGGUCGCUGCCCAACUAUGGUGGCUUGGCCAUCUAUGACAGGUACUUCGACAAGAAGGCCAACUACACUGGUGAGGGUUAAUUAGCUAGUGAUCAUCGUCUUUGCUGUCUGAAGUGAAGACUAGAUUUUUACCAUUAUGUAAAAGAUCUGAAUAAAGACACCUCUUUUUUCUGUAACAUUGUGAUUUUGAUGUACUUCAAUAAUGGACGAAUAAAAUGAGGUCUCAAAAGCUAUGUUGGCAUCCCUCCAAAAAAAAAAAGGAAAGAAGGUUAUGUAUGGAUCAGAUCUCAAAUAAUGCUUAAUAAAUUAAUCAUCACUGGCUGUAAUA
Oryza sativa Japonica Group (Japanese rice) is the source of this 1172-nucleotide messenger RNA. The record is from RefSeq and is a predicted model, not a curated record. NCBI's taxonomy places the organism in Eukaryota, Viridiplantae, Streptophyta, Magnoliopsida, Poales, Poaceae.